UUGAGCGCUCUCUUUGAAAUUUCGCUCCAUUUUCUUCCUCGCAAAGACCCAAAAAGAGGGAAAGAGCAAAAAGAUAACCAAACCACAAAGAGAGAGAGAGAGAACGAGAUGAUCAAUGGCCAACAACACGUUUGGGAAAACCAUUUGCUCAAUCUGCUACGAAGACCUGAAGCCCGUCGUUGAAGAUCUCCAAGCCAUCUCCAUCUGCGGCCAUGUCUUCCACGAGCUCUGUCUGCAGCAGUGGUUCGAGUACUGCUCGAGCACGAAGAAGUGCAGUUGCCCUGUCUGCAAACAGGGAUGCAAGGCGAAGGACGCCGCUCGGCUCUACUUCCAGUCGAUCGGCGACUCGGCUGAUCCGUGUCUCACUCAGAGGCCGAUCGCCGCCGACCGCGGGGAAGAAGAUUCCGAGGCGUUGCGGAGAGAGGUCAGGAGAUUGGAAGCGAAGGUUCUAGGGCUUGACUCGGUGCUGGAGCGGCGGGGGAAGGAUCUCAAGGAGCUCAACAACGAGCUUUGCCUUUGUAAGGAGCAGGAGAAAAAAGAAACAGCAUUGAAGAAUGAAGCCUUGAAAGAAAAAGCAUUCAUGCAACAGCUGCUUCGCGUGAAAACUGAGGAGCUCGAUAAAUCGACUUUGGAGUGCUUAAGGUUGCAAGAAAGAAGUAUGGCUUUGGCGAAAGAGCUUGCGGCAUUAAAAUUGGUAUCUGAUUUAGAUCUGGAUGAAGAUGAGGUUCUAAAGCUUGCCUCCUUUGGUAGUGGGGGUAAUAGUCAAGAUACGGUUGACAUUUUACGAAGGUCCUUGGUUAUGCGGAAUAGGAGCUACAAAGAAUUGAUGGCUAAGUGCAAUCUUCUUGGACGAGGAGAGUCUCGAUCUACUAAAAAUUUAGAGAAGGCCAAAGAAAAGAUAAACAGAUUGAAGGAAAGGGUAAAAGAAUUGGAGAUAGCUGUUGAACUUAAAGAUAAUAAAGUCCUGAGGGAACUGAAAGCUUCCAAGAAAACUCAUUUGGAUGGGCUUGUUAACGACGGUGUGAACUGUAAAUCUGAUUCUUUAUUCAACAAUUAUGUAUCAGAAGACCAAAAUAAACAAAGUUCUGUGCCCAGGCUUAACUUGGAGCAGUCAGGAAGCUUGCAAGAUGAUCUAUUGUGUCCUAGAAAAGUACAAAACUGCAAACCAGCAGAUUAUGUUGAUAUGGAUUAUACUCGAGGUGGUCCAGAGGAUGUCAUUGUCUUGAAGCCUGCUCCGAAAAUAUCAAAUGCAACUUCUGAUAUGGAGAAAGAAACCUCUGUGCGUCAAGAAAGUAACCCUGAUGUGCCUUUGAGUUCAAGAACUAGUGUUGACAGUACCCCCAAGACCUUUGCUGUUGAUAUUGAUGACGAUGUGACUUUGCUUCUUGAUGAUGUUGCACAAGUUGAACCCACGCUUAACAUUAGAAAAGAAUCUUCUACCCCAUUGCCUCCUUCCAACCCAGGAGGCAUAUGUUUUUCUGGUGGAUUGCUUGCGCCUGAUGGAACAAACAGGUAUUUGGGUAAAUGGUGUAAGCGGGGUCAAAACAAGGAGACAAGAGAAGGUGUAAACACAAGUAUUUCUGGCGAUUUGAUUGCCAUUGGAGCUGAUGGAAGAGGUGGUAGGAUCAAAGUUCUGAGAUCUCUGAACCAAUCCUCACUGGAUCAUAAGGAGACUUCAGUAGGGGUAAAGAGGCGCAAGAAUGGACCCACGACAAACAGUCAACCGUCCCGAGGAUGCUUGCAAAUUGAACACUUCUUUGGAAGGGUUAAUAACUAACAAUUUAGAGGGUCUCAGAAAAUAGGCCAGGAAUCCCUCAAGAAGACCAUUCUUUUGGCCAGGGAGAAAGAGUAAAAGUUCUUUUUUGCCAAUUAUCUGGUCAUGCAUACGUUCUAUGUAGGAGGAAGUCAUUGGCGAAAGAAUAAAAAUGGCCUGUGCUUGUUUGUAGAUGUAUUUAUUGACCUUAUUACGUUUGAGUCAUCCCCUGAUCUUGGAUGGGCUGGUUCAACUCAAGAAGCUACACAUCAAUAUGGUUUGGUGCCUUCCGGGUCAGACCUUUCCUAAUGAAGCUUGCCUUUAGGUCCUUGGUCAAUGAAGAAUGAUAAGUUGUAAUUUUGUCUUCUUUCAAAGUCAACAUAGGUAAAAAAAAAACCUCCAAA
Molecule: messenger RNA, 2157 nt
Organism: Morus notabilis
Lineage: Eukaryota; Viridiplantae; Streptophyta; Magnoliopsida; Rosales; Moraceae
Exons: 10
Coding region: 116-1777 (553 amino acids)
Source: RefSeq, a predicted model, not a curated record